Messenger RNA from Naegleria fowleri, 1203 nucleotides. RefSeq lists its product as uncharacterized. The transcript has a single exon. The record is from RefSeq and is a predicted model, not a curated record. The coding region runs from base 1 to 1203 and encodes 400 amino acids. NCBI's taxonomy places the organism in Eukaryota, Heterolobosea, Eutetramitea, Acrasida, Naegleriidae.
AUGCUGAAAAGUGCUCUUCUUCUUUCCUCUCCCAAAAUUCUUCUCUCGGGUGCCUCUUCCACAUCAUCAUCAUCAACAACAAAAAUUAUUUCCAGUUGCAUUAUCAGUAAGAGCAACAACUCGUAUCACACUUCCAAGCACACUCAAUUUACAGCUCCAUCCGGUUACGAGGACUUGAAGAAGGUUGAUGAGAAUGAAGCCUUUCCGUGGUUAGAACAUGUCGUUCCAAAAAGACACCAAGACCACCCAUAUGCGAUUGCUUCUCUCAGUUUUAAUGGUUUAGGAACUGCCAAGAAGCCACCAAAUCCAAUUGUUUUCAUUCAUGACUACACUACAAAUUCCAAAGCCUUCUCUACCAUUGCACGAAAACUAAACUAUCCAUACGGAAUUGUUACUAUGGAUUUGAGAGCAAGAGGUAAAACUCAAGUUAAUGGUUUGGAACAAUUAUUCACAACACAAGACCAAAAAGAAAAAGCUUUUCUUCAAAACAAUACAUCAAAAACAGGUCCGCUGAACCUAAUUACUCACGCUUUGGAUUUUGUCAGAUUGUUGACAUACUAUGGAUUACCAAGAGCAUUUGUUGUUGGUCAUGGCUUUGGAGCUAACAUUGCUUACAUGUUGAUGAAGAAAAAUCCCGAACGUAUCAGUGGUGCUGUUCUAAUUAAUGGUGGCUACCCAGUGAACAAGACAUCAAUGGGGGAGGUUACCCAAUUGCAUGAAAGAAUUGCUGGUACCUUUGGCGCUUCUCUUGAAACACUUUUGACACAAGAUGCAGCAGUGAAGAGCGAAUCUAUUGAUUUCAAGUCAUUUGUUGAGUACUCUAAAAAUCAAAAGAACGAUGAAGUAAGAUUGGCUGCUCUUAGAGAUUUGAGAUCUAUUGAAGAUUUUGCUCUUUCUUUGGAGGAUUUAAUUCGUCUGAGACAUCCAGUUGCUUUGAUUCGCUCCGAACAUGGAUUGAAAGAUGGCGACAAGAAACCAAUUAUUGAUGCCAAGGUAUUCAAAUCAAUGGAAUCUACUCUCAACACCAAGUCAGCAGUAACAGUUAAUGGAGCUAACCAUUACAACAUGCUUUUCGAAGAGAAGUACGCAGAGCAAAUUGCCAACACAAUCGACAGGCUAGUAGUUGCCUAUGAUAUUCACAGAGUGAUAGAACAUCGAUUCAACGAAGUGAAGGGAGAAGUAUCUGUUAAAGCUGAAGAGUAA